Molecule: messenger RNA, 1500 nt
Organism: Ziziphus jujuba (common jujube)
Lineage: Eukaryota; Viridiplantae; Streptophyta; Magnoliopsida; Rosales; Rhamnaceae
Product: sugar transport protein 5
Exons: 4
Coding region: 1-1500 (499 amino acids)
Biological process (GO): monosaccharide transmembrane transport
Cellular component (GO): membrane
Molecular function (GO): monosaccharide transmembrane transporter activity
Source: RefSeq, a predicted model, not a curated record
AUGGCUGUCGAAGGUUUUGCCGUUGAUGGAUUUGCCAAUGGCUUUAACGACAAAAUAACGAUGUCAGUGGUUAUAACAUGCAUCGUGGCAGCAUCUAGUGGACUCAUAUUUGGAUAUGAUAUUGGCAUUUCAGGAGGAGUGACAACAAUGGAACCAUUUCUAAGUAAAUUUUUCCCAUCCGUAUUAAAGAAAGCAGCAGAAGCUAAAACAAACAUGUACUGCGUGUAUGACAGCCAGCUUUUGACACUGUUCACGUCCUCACUCAACAUAGCAGGCUUCAUUUCAUCACUCAUUGCUAGCCGUCUCACAGCCGCACUGGGCCGCCGGAACAUUAUGCUUCUCGGUGGCUGUACCUUCCUCGCCGGUGCUGCCAUUAAUGGCGGUGCCGUCAAUAUCGCUAUGCUAAUCUUGGGCCGGAUCCUUCUGGGCCUUGGCGUCGGUUUUACUAACCAAGCCACUCCUGUGUACCUCUCGGAGGUGGCACCUCCCAAGUGGCGCGGCGCAUUCAAUACUGGCUUCCAGUUCUUCAUAGCAAUCGGUGUGGUAUCGGCCAAUUGCUUAAAUUUCGGCACGGCUAAGCAUAGCUGGGGCUGGCGUCUCUCCCUAGGCCUCGCAAUAGUUCCGGCCGCUAUAAUGACAAUUGGAGCACUUGUUAUCUGGGACACGCCUAGCAGCUUGGUGGAACGUGGGAAAAUUGCUCAAGCCAAGCAAUCUCUAAUCAAAGUUCGCGGACUAAAAGCUAAUGUGGAAGCAGAGUUGGAUGAUCUUAUUAAAACUAGCCAAAUUUCUAAAGCAGCCAAUGAGGAACCAUUCGUGACCAUAUUGCAGAGACAAUACAGACCGCACCUUGUGAUGUCAAUAGCUAUACCUUUUUUUCAACAGAUCACUGGGAUUAACAUUAUAGCAUUCUAUUCACCUGUCAUGUUUCAAUCCGUUGGUUUUGGAAACGACUCUGCUUUAAUAGGAGCAAUCAUACUCGGUUUGGUCAACCUCUGUUCGAUCCUUGUGUCUUCGUAUGUUGUUGAUCGGUAUGGUCGGAGAUUUUUGUUCCUAAUUGGUGGAAUUCAAAUGUUUGUCUGUCAGGUAGCUGUGGCUUUGGUGCUGAUGGUUGCGACGGGAGUUUCAGGGACCAGGCAGAUUGCUGAGGGAUACAAUAUACUAGUGCUAGUGCUGAUGUGCGUAUAUGCUGCUGGUUUUGGAUGGUCAUGGGGACCAUUAAGCUGGCUUAUUCCAAGUGAAAUAUUUCCUCUGAAAAUUAGGCCAACAGGGCAAAGUAUAAGUGUGGCUGUGAAUUUCGCUACCACAUUUGUGCUAUCCCAAACAUUUUUGACGAUGCUUUGCCAUUUCAAAUUUGGGGCUUUCCUGUUCUAUGCGGGUUGGAUUACGGUGAUGACCAUUUUUGUUGCAGUUUUCUUACCGGAGACCAGAGGAAUCCCUUUGGAGUCCAUGUAUGGAGUGUGGGAUCGCCACUGGUACUGGAGUCGAUUUGUUAAAAACUGA